AGAGAAGAAGAUGCGAGCACAAAAAGAGGAGAGAGGAAGAUUUAAAGAGAAAGAGAGAGGAGCAAGGGGCGUAGGGAGAGGAUAAGUGAAAGCAAAAAUCUUUCAACUCUUAUUUUCUUGAAUAUCGUUUAUCAUACAGAACCAGCUAAGAAAGCUGAAUAUAGUUCUGAAUCUGCAAUUCCGGUGACCUACUUUACGUUUCCGGCAAACAAUGCUUGGUUACCGGUGAUGAGAGAUAAAAAUAAUACCAUUCUGUCUACAACGGAUUUCUUCUUUCGAAAAUUAAAACAGAGAUGGAGAGAAAUAGGGAAGCUAGAAGAGUAAGUAUGGCCGCGGCCAAUGGUUUAGCACCUAGAAGACGACAUAGAAGCAGCAGCAUAAGAGAUUCCCCAGAGGAUGAUGGGCCGGUGGAGUUGCAGGAAACGGCGAGGCUACGAGAUCGAGGGACUGGGAAAAAGGAUCGAGAUCGGGAUAGAGAGAGAGAGCGAGACCGAGACCGGGACCGGGACCGGGACCGGGAACGUGACAGAGAGAGGGACAGGGACAGGGACAGAGAUCGGAUGAGCAGCAGGGGCAAGAGAAGAAGAGGAGACAGGUUGAUGCACGGGAGCAAUAGAGAAGAUGGUGGCGAUGAGAGCUCAGAGGAGAGUGUAAAUGACGAUGAGGACGAUGAAGAUGAUGAUGGAGGUGGUGUUGGUAGCUCCAUGAGGAUGCUCCCACCAAAUCCUUCAUCCCUAUCUUCAUCUUCUAUGUCUAAUCAUCACCAUCGGAAAAGCUUCCCGCCGCCAGCGAAAGUUUUUAGAGCCGCGCCGGCGACGGCCCUAUGGAAGGCACCCGAUGAGAUGAUUGGCGUGUCGGUUCCUAGAAAAGCUCGGUCAGCUUCUACUAAGAGGUCACAUGAAUGGGCUUCAAGUUGUGGAGUAGGUAGUGAGCAAAUUCACCGGCAAGCUUCCACGUCUCCGGUGAGAUCGAGUGGACCAAGCGUUGCAGCGAUGUUGGCUUCGGCGUCCGCUUCCCCUGCUCCAGUCUCGCCGUCUUCUUCUAAUGCUUCGAUUAAGAAGAAGAUGAAGCCUAAUGGCCCCAAGCAGAGGCUGCCAAAAUCUUGUACUAAGUUUACUUCCUCAGCUCAGGAGGAGAUUGAAAUCGAGAUCGCUGAAGUGUUGUAUGGAUUAAUGAGGCAGCCUCAAGUACCUACAAAACCUGAAAUUGUUGUUGCAAAUGAUUCAAUUAAGUUUGAUUUGAGGGAAGUGAGCAAUCAUAAGUCAACCGUUGAUGCCAAAUCCAGAGUUUCGUCACCGAUCUCCAACUCACCUUCCACCAUACCUCAUUCUUCUUCAAUUCCUCCAACUAAUUCUAGCUCAUCUGCCACUCCCAUGUCUGCAACAGCGCCAAAGAGAAAAAGGCCGCGACCAGUCAAGUACGAGGACGAGAAUCCAUCAGUUUAUCAUGUGCGGAAUAGUUCCAUUUCGUCGACAAUCAAGGUAGAUAUCGACCAGCCUCCCAAAAUCGAAACUUGUUCUCCCAACUUGGAUAAGAAUUCAGGAUCCGCAGCUGAAAAUGGCGUGGUUCCGCAUGAUACCCCAUCUAGUCAAGCUGUGCCGGUUCCUACAGAAGCACAGCCGCAGCAGGAGCAGGUGCAAGUGAUGUCUGAGAGUAAUCCGUUGUUGGAUUCAAAACACUGCGUGCAAGAAUCGGAGAGUAAGGAUUUAGAUGUGAGCAAAGAGGAGCCUCGAUCGCCGAAGAGAGAAUCUUCUCAAGUUGGUCUUAGAUUGGAUGAUCGUGAGAGUGUGACAGCGACUAAAGCGAUUUCGACGAUUUCUGAUGUUGAAACCCAGCGAGAAGAGAAGUUCCAGAUAGAUCUGAUGGCUCCACCUCCAGUAAGAUCAUCUCCAGAAAGGGACAGUGAGAUUGUUUCUGUGGCUGUAGAUCCUAAACCUGGAAUCACAGAUUUGGAAACGUUGUUUCAUGUGCAGGAAAUGAAACCGGCCGUUAAGGAAGAAGAUAAGGCAGUGAAAAUGGGAAAAGAUGUGAACGUGGAACCGCAGGAGAAAAAGACAGAAGUGGUAGCCGAAGAAAUUGAAUCCCAUAAACCAAAUGUUAUUCUUAAUAAAGAGAGGAAUUUUGAUCUGCAACUUGAUUUAGAGAAAUCUGAUAAAGAUAGUGGCGUCGUUUCCGGAAGUGGUAGCAAGGCGCACCAACAUGUUCAAAAACAACUGCAGCAGCAGCAACCAAACACCGACAAAGCUGCUCAAUCAAAUUCUCUUCCUCUACCCAUGUCAAUGGCUAGCUGGCCGGGUGGGCUUCCUCAUAUGGGAUAUAUGGCACCUUUACAAGGAGUUAUAUCCAUGGAUGGAAGCGCUGUAGCUUCUGCAGCUAUACAGCCUCCGCAUUUGCUUUUUAGUCAACCAAGGCCGAAGAGGUGUGCAACGCAUUACUACAUUGCACGGAAUAUUCAUUAUCACCAACAAUUUACAAGGAUGAAUCCUUUCUGGCCAGCGGCAGCUGGUUCUGCUUUACAAUUUGGGGCAAAGGCCUGCAAUGUCAAUGUGGUUCCAUCUACAGAUUUCCAUUCCAGUAAGGGUAUGAACUCUGCGCAAGACAAGGGUCAUGGUCUGGCCAUCUUUCCUGGUCAUACUGGGAAAGAGAAGAGCUCUCAAACUUCAAACGUUAUAGACACUGCACAGAGAAAGCAGAUUUUGCUUCAGCAACCUCUAGCCCCAGGAGCACCUAGCAAUAUCUUGCAUGGGCCUGCCUUUAUCUUCCCUUUGAACCAGCAGCAGGCAGCAGCAGCUGCUUCUGUCCGUCCUGGGUCAGUAAAGUCUCCUGUCACAGGUAGCACAGCUUCAUCAAGCGCCUGUAAUUCUGCCUCUAUCAGUGCUGCCACGACAGCUGUUGCUGGUGCCACAACAAUGAGCUUCAACUACCCAAAUAUGUCAGGCAAUGAAACCCAGUACUUGGCAAUUUUGCAGAACAGUCCAUAUCCAAUACCAAUUCCUGCACAUGUAGGUGCGACGACAACUUAUAGAGGAACCGCUCCUCAGCCAAUGCCUUUCUUCAAUGGUUCUUUUUAUUCGUCUCAAAUGAUCCAUCCUCCUCAGCUUCAGCAACAGCAGCCACCUAUGCCGCACUCUCAACAAGGCCAGCAGGUUCAUCAGAACUCGAGCAUUUCUAGUGGUUCCUCAUCAUCCCAGAAGCAUUUGCAGAACCAGCAGCAGAGGCUGCAUGGCAGUGGCAUUAAUAGUGGUAGUGGAAAUUUGCACGGCUUUCCCAACUCAAAAAACCAGCCACCACAGUCAUCCCAGCUUCAGCAGCGGCAUCAGAUGCAGAACCAGAAUGUCCCUCAUCAAGCUCGGCAACUUGACAGUGAAUUCGGUGGUGAAGAUAGCCCUUCUACUGCUGAUAGUCGAGUCUCUCGAACAAACAUGAGUAUUUAUGGUCAGAAUUUCGCAAUGCCCAUACAGCCGCCAAAUUUUGCUUUGAUGACUCCACCAACUAUUGGAGGUGCCAGUGCCAGUGGCAUUCCAGCUGAAAAGAAGCAGCAGCAGUCACAGCCACAGGGUUCAAAGGUUGGGAUAGAACCUUCUCAGGCUUUUGCCAUGUCAUUUGCCUCCAUUAAUGGAGCUGCUACUUCUUCCAGCCUUGAUAUUUCAGCAUCUGCACAAAAUCAUGCUAUCCUGCAAAGUCUCCCAGAGGCUGCAAGGCAUGGAUAUCACUUCAUGGCAGCUGCUGCAGUUGCCCAAGCAGCACAGCAGAAGAAGAAUUACCGUGUUUCUGAAGAAGGGAAAACCGGGGGAGCUGAUGGUUCUAAUGUAGAAGAAGAGAGAAAGGUCAUACCUGGAGGAAAGGCUCAGUUAAAUUCUGGGCAAUCAAUUGCAUUCUCCAGGCCCGAUUUAACAGAUACAUCUGUUUCCACCAUUCCUGUCAGUACUGUGAUUGAUAGCUCAGCGCGAACUCUUAACCUUGGGUCUGCUUCUGCACGGGUCACUGGUUCUGCCAUGCCAAGCUCUAUCAGCACCAUAAAUGCUUCUAAUGUGCAACAACUGCAGCGGAAUCAGCAGCAGCAGCAGCAGCAGCAGCAAAUUAUUCAGCUUCAAAAGCAGCAACAAUUUGCAGUUGCAGCAGCUGCUUCUGCUUGGAGCAAAACACCAGCAACAAGUAAUGGAAGUGUGUACACAGAUCACAUAUCUUCUUCUUCCUCAAUGGCUGGCAAGUUCCCAAAUUCAUUAUCUGGAUUCCCUUCCAUUCUCGUCCAGAGCAGCAGUAGUCCAGCUCAUUCUCCACAGUGGAAGAAUUCUGUUAGGACCACCACUUCCCAGGUUCCUUCCCCAUCUAUUUCCUCCACUUCAUCAUCCUUAAAAAACCUUCCCCAACAGCAGGGCCGUGUCCAGCAAGGCCAUGCACAGAUAUCAUUUGCAUCCAACCCAAAACCAUCAGCUGCGCCUCAAGGGCAAUCAGCUCCAAGUAGUACCCAAUCUCCUUCUCCUCCAGUGGUAGUUGGCUCUCCAACAACUUCCUCAAUUUCUAAGGGUGCUGGUGGGAGCCCAAGGACGACCUCCACUUCCGCAACUAACAAAGGAGCGCAAUCAUCAAUUCUGUCAUCUCAGCAGGGCAAGAACUCGUCAGUGCCUACACAAAAAUCACCUCCAGUUGGUGGGAAAAAUAUUCCUUCAAUUCUCGGCCAUCCCCAUAAUUCCCCCUCUACAUCUAGCUCUGUUACCAAGCCUCAGUUGACACCGCAGCAGCAGCAGCAACUACAUGCAUUGCAGCAGACCCAGAUGCUAUACAAUGGUAGUUAUAUGCAAGCCCAGGUUCAACAUGCUGCGAAUUCAACACAUACAACAUCAGUAGCAAGUGGACUUUAUUUCCAAAGGCACCGCAGUGAUCAACAGCAACAACCACAGGUCUCAUCAGCUGGGAUGUUGUGUUCUCCUGUGUCAGUUCCCAACACCAUCACUACUGAUCCUGCAAAGGCAGUGGCUGCUGCAACAGCCGCAAGCAAUAUGAAAGGUGGUGGCUUACCUUCGCAAGGUCUUAUCCAUGCUCAGUUUUCUGCUGCACAGACUACUGGGAAGCCACAUCUUGUCCCUGCUGGCUUCCCUUAUGUUCAUGCUGUUCAGGUGAAGCCAGCAGAGCAGAAACAACCUGCUGCAGAGUAGAAUCCUGUCUCAUGUACUUGGCAAUCCCCAACACAAGAAGCUAUGAGAGCAAGUGAAGCUGAACAAUUGGUGGAUGGGGCUUGUGCACCCUUGUGGUAAUGAGAAGAACUGAGAGAAGUGAUGAAUGUUCAAGGAAGCAUGCCUUUCAGGUUAGACCCACAUUUUUGAGAAGGAAGUUGAGAAGGUGGGAAGGGGACACGCAUCUCGCAAAUUUGUGCUUCGCUUGAAUGUCCAUUGAUCUCCGCAUAUUUGUGUUAGUAGGCUGAAGUGGUUAAUCUUCAGCUUUCUAAUGAAAAUUCAAUUUAUUUGGUGGCCAAGAGAAUGGACAGUGAAACUAAGGAAAAGGUCUGCCAGUAAGUGUUUUUGUAGGGUUCAAGAGGUAAUAUUCAGAUGAUGGUGAUGAUUGAGAGGAAGGGUAAGAGAAAAAGGAUCUACUACCUUUCUCCUUUUUGGGAUGGCAAUGGAGGAUUUUUCACUUUUGUUAGAUUUUUCUUUCUUUUUCUUGGGGGUCUGGGUCUAAUUUUAUUUUCCAGAAAGAACAGUAGACAAUAUCUUUGAAUAUAUAUAUAUAUAUAUAUGCGAUGGAGGGGUGUGUAUGUAUAUGUCUGGCACAUAUAAAGGGUAAGCCCUCUCAGUUCUUUUUUUUUUUUUUUUUUAAUUGAAAGAAUAUCUUUCUUCAUUGGUUCUUCUGAUGCCAUCACCAUGUAUUCUUUCCUUGUUCGGCACCAAAGUCCAGCUCUAGUUUCAGUGGUGGGAAAGAGUAAAGAGAUGGAGAAAUUAAUAGCAAAAGGGGUUGGUUCAAACUUUGAGUUGUGGUAUGGAGAAUAGAAUUUGAAGGGGCAGUAGCUCCUCCACUCCAAUUUUGGUAGGAUUCAAUUUUUUUUUUUUAAAAAAAAUUUAUGCAUGUGGGCCAAAGCAAAACCUCCCCACUUUGUUGUUUAGUGUGUAAAUAUAUAUACAUGGAGAGAUAGAUACCGUCUCUCCUUUGACAAAAGUGGGUUGUUGAAAACGGUGAGUGUCUUUAUUGUCUCGGUAUCUUGC
This is a messenger RNA of Manihot esculenta (cassava), 6197 nucleotides long. RefSeq names its product protein TIME FOR COFFEE. Gene Ontology annotation, biological process: regulation of circadian rhythm. The coding region runs from base 294 to 5156 and encodes 1620 amino acids. The transcript is spliced from 12 exons. Lineage: Eukaryota; Viridiplantae; Streptophyta; Magnoliopsida; Malpighiales; Euphorbiaceae. Gene Ontology annotation, cellular component: nucleus. The record is from RefSeq and is a predicted model, not a curated record.